AUGGCCAACCAUAUCCUUUUAUUAAUGUUGGAUAUAAUGCAAAUAUCGGUUAUCAGUUGUUAUAUUCCGUAUAUCAUAUUCUUUGUAGUGGUGUAUUCUGUAUCAUGUAUACUUUAUAGCAGGUCUAAUAUGUAUCAGAUGUCUAAUCUAUACAACACCGCUGUAUAUUUAUUAGUGAUAAUAUUACCAGUCAGUAUAAUAUGUUGUUGUAUUGGUCUGUGUAGAAGAUAUCUAUGUAAUAAUGCUAAUAAACGACAAACUCAGAUGCAACACAUAAUUACGGGACAAGUUCCAUCAAAUUCCACAACUCCAAGAUAUGUUCAAGAAGAUCCAAUACCAGCGUACUUGCAAGGACCUCCAGAUUAUACGGAAGUUAGCAUGCCACCACCUUCAUAUGAAGAAGUAAUGAAACAUACCUCAUCUUACGACACCAAAGGCACUUCCGAUUCCACUAGUUAUGAGACAUAA
Molecule: messenger RNA, 468 nt
Organism: Lottia gigantea (owl limpet)
Lineage: Eukaryota; Metazoa; Mollusca; Gastropoda; Lottiidae
Exons: 4
Coding region: 1-468 (155 amino acids)
Source: RefSeq, a predicted model, not a curated record